This is a messenger RNA of Phanerochaete carnosa HHB-10118-sp, 1737 nucleotides long. RefSeq lists its product as uncharacterized. Lineage: Eukaryota; Fungi; Basidiomycota; Agaricomycetes; Polyporales; Phanerochaetaceae. The record is from RefSeq and is a predicted model, not a curated record. The transcript has 2 exons. Bases 1 to 1737 code for a protein of 578 amino acids.
AUGCCACCCUCCAGCGGCAGAGUGCAGUCCCUCGUCGUUUCGCACCCGGCGCUGUCUUUUACGGCUUCUUCGGCCGUACUGGGCUUGUUUGCCCUGUCGCCCACACCGCCUCUCGUUCCUGUCGCGCUACUUGUCGCCAUCAUCCGCCUCUCGGCCUGGACGUUCGUCCCCAGGCAGCACGGCUACGUCAAAGGUGGGCUGCAGGCCCUCGCCAUCGCCGCCUCCGCCGGCGCGGCACAUCUCGCUCCCGGUCUCGACGCGACGUCAACGCCUCGGACGGCGUUCGUCGUUCUGUCGGCAAUGUCCCUCGGAACGUCCGCGUUCGCUGUUUUCCUUGUCUUCCUCGGUACUCGGCUCGGCUGGUCCGGGAACAUGCACUGGUCCAAGCUGACCGUAUUCCCUGCGCUUUGGGCGUCCGGUUGGGGCUUGAUGUCAGAAGUGACCAGCGUAGGUCAGCUUGUGACAUGGAGCCCCGUCGUCGGACAGGGCCCGUACGUGUGGAUGAGGCAGUUCUUCGGGCAAUGGGGCAUCGACUGGGUCACCGCGGCCUGGGCGGUGGUAAUUUCCGAAGUGUUGGGAGACUGGCUGGUCGGCGCACCAGAUCACGACGGAGAUGCGUUGGUCGACACCGAGCCUCUCUUGGGGGAUCAUGCUCAUCCUCAAUACGGCUCCGUUGCGACCCCAGCAGACACGAAGACUUCCGCUCCCUUGUCCAGGUCACGCAGCCUCCUGGUCCUUACCGGGACCUUGGUGCUGCUGAUGCUGCCGUCGUACACGUUCCCGGUAACUCCCCUUCCGUAUACCUCUGGGGACACUGUCACCCCCUUCCAUGUCUCUUGCGCACUCCCCAUUACUCGCUCUGGCAACCCGACACUUGAAGACUACAUCGUGGAGACACGCAGAAUCCAAGAUAAAGCAGACGUCAUCCUGUGGCCCGAAAGCGCAGUGCGCUUCGAGAGCCCGCAAGAGCGCGAGGAGGCAUUUGCAAGGAUCCAGAACAGCAGCGGGGUGACCAACAAGAAACAUAUCGGAGUCUCGUUCGAGGAAUACGUGCCCGCGGAUGCCCGAGGCCAGCCCGGGCAUCGUUAUAACGGCUUUGCCCUGCUUUCGCUCAAAGGGCCGCCAGCCAUCGAAUAUUACAAAAGAAAUCUCGUUCCCAUCGUUUUCUCUGACCCCGGGCACGGACCACCUGCCAUCUUCGACGUCGAGCUUGACAGGCCGAAGGGGGCUGCAGGUCCCAAGACACGUCUCGUCCCCGUCACCGCCUCCAUCUGCCUCGACUUUGCGUCGACGUCAUCGUUCACGCCUCUCGAGAACCGCGCGGCCGUCAUCCUCGCGCCGGCGAAGACGUGGCACCCGAGCGUCGGGCUCGCGAUGUGGGAGCAGGCGAAGGCGCGCGCGGCCGAGACGGGCGCGUCGAUCGUGUGGUGCGACGGUGGGCGCGGCGGGCUCAGCGGGGUCGCGGAGGGACGAUACAGCGAGAUCGUGCAGGUCGGGCCCGGCUCGUGGAGCAAGCCGCUCGGGGUGCCGUACCCGUUUGACGAGCGUCGCACGUUCUACGAGCGCGGCGGGCAGUUCGCGACGCUUGGCACGGUGUGGGCCGUGGUCGCCGCGGGGUACGUCGUCGAGAUCGCGUUUAGCGACAAGGCAGUUGGUGGCGUGCGCGUGGCUGUCCAAACUCUCGCGCAGAAGCUUCGGGGAGGCAGGCCGACAGAGGGGAAUCUCUUGGACAUGUAA